Plasmodium fragile is the source of this 6861-nucleotide messenger RNA. RefSeq lists its product as uncharacterized. Bases 1 to 6861 code for a protein of 2286 amino acids. NCBI's taxonomy places the organism in Eukaryota, Apicomplexa, Aconoidasida, Haemosporida, Plasmodiidae. The transcript has a single exon. The record is from RefSeq and is a predicted model, not a curated record.
AUGGACACCUUAAAGAGACUACACAGUGACUACCAGAGUGAUGAAGACUUGGUCGUCGAAGGCAGGAUAAGACACCCAUUUGCGCCCAAAUGGAGCUCUCCCAGGGGGCGAAGGAAAAGCGCAGCGACCUCACACGAGCGCUAUUCCGCAUAUAAUAACAAUAGUUGUAAUGGUCUUAACGUUAGCAGCGGUGAUGAUCAACAUGAUUACCAUUACCGCGAUUACCACCACUACAACGACGAAAACGAACCAACAAAUCCAUUUCGCAAAGCGGAAUACAUGAAGCCAAAGGAAGGCGCAACAAAGUGGGGCAGCCACGCUGAUCAGGUCGACAUGACUGAUCGGUAUACUUCUCAUUUCCUGGGCAGGGGGUUAAAGAACCACGCAAAUGGACAGCAAGAACAUGUAAAAAAAACAAAACUUAAAAUGUAUAAAAAUUUCACACAAAAAAGACAGCUAAUUAACUCUCCAAAUUUUUUUCAAAUUCCAUUUGAGCAAAACAAAAAGGAGAGCAAACAUCAACCAGCUGAUGGGCUCGCAAUUCACAAAAACAAAUGGGAUUCUUCACCUUCAAAAUUAAGCAAUCAUCUCCCCGCAGCCAAACUUGUUAAAACAUUUAUGAAAGAAAAAACCCAUUUUAUCAUCCCAUACAAAAAAUGGCUACACGAAAAGAGGGACACAAAUUGUCCACCUAAAAAGAACAGCCCUUCAGUGGAACCCUGGGAGGAGGCUGCAGCUGUGGACACAUAUUUGCAUAAUCCAGUCACGAGCCGAAUUGGCCAAAAAUUAUCACAAAAAACGUACCGAUUUAAUCAUUCUAACAUCCAUAUUUGCACCUUUAAAAGUGUUAAUGAUAAUUAUGCUAGAUUUUUUAGGAGAAGAUUAUUGAAGAAUAAAAUUCAUGCACUGCUGAAGAUACAAGAAGGCGAAGAAACAAAAGGAAUUUUCAACCCAUUCAUGAAAAUUUUGUUCAAAUAUGAAACUCCCUUCAUGUGGAAGAAGGAAAAUUUUCACCAAAACAAGCACUUUUUAGGAAAGCUAAAAGAGAGAGAAAGGGGUAAUGCCCACACAUACCAAGUGGAGGGAACUGGCCAUCUAACCCCUUUGAUAAAGGAAGGAAACUCAAAUGGGGCCACUUUCAAUGUGGGUAAUUUAACUCACGAAGAAAACUUCUGUUCGAACAAGAGUUCUGACCAUAGGGAUGAACUUCUAAAUAGAAUCCAAAACAAACCAGUGAAGAAUCAAGCAAAAGAUGCACCCCUGGGGGAACAACCAUAUGGCCAUUCGCCAGUGACAGAAUGGUCCACUGCCGGUGGCAUCGUCGAUUCUUAUCUGAACGAAAACGAGGAUUUUUUUGAGCAGAAUUUUCUGGAAGAGGAAUUUUGCGUGGGCAGCGUUUCAACGGCGCAUGCUGACUAUUGUGACGCUGACCGCUGUGAUGCCAAUUCGUGUGAUGCCGAUUCGUGUGAUGCCGAUUCGUGUGAAGCUGACCCCUGUGAGGUGGACCUGUCCCUGGACGAAUCCAUAAAAACCCUCAUAAGCAACUGCAACAGUAUUUUUAACAACCACUCCAGCAACCCCACGCAGAACCAUUUUUCCCAAGCGAAUCAGACACAGGCCACAGGGAAGGGCACCUCCUGCGUGAAACUCCCCCCACGGAACUACGACGCAAUUAACCUCCUUAAUGACGAUUGGGUUAUGAACCUGAAUCGUGGUCGACAAGAAAAAACCCUGCCGAGGGAGACAAAACCAAAAGGUGAAAAAUGCCAACUGGUAAAAGAAGAGAAGCAACCAAUUUGUGAUGACUCCUACGUUGUGAAAACACAUGAGGAGGAAAAACACACGAAUAACCAUCACGCCACAUAUUUGCGUAAUUUGCACAGAAGCGGCCAAAUGAAUUCUCACCAAUUGGAAGCGUCAGCAGGAGGAGAAAAAGUAGCAUCGAAAGAGUUUCGGCCAUCGGGGCAGGACAAAGAACAGGAGUUGUACACACACACGCCGCAUGACACACACAACGAUGAAAAAAUUUGUGCACUGAAAAAAUUGCACAAACAUGUAAAUGAUAAACAUCCAGUCGUAUUAUUACCCGUAAAGAAGGACCAUCUUAAGGUAGCAUUAUGUGACCAGAAAAAUACAAAUAAAGAUAAAGGGGAAAAAAAAAAAAAUUGCUCCAAAAUGACGAUGAAAACAUACCCUAAUGUGGAACUCCCAUAUAGUCCUAACUGCAGUGUACAAAACAGUGCAUGCAAUAAGAGGCACAUAAGAAGAACAAAAAAAAAUAAGAAGGAUAAUGAAACUAUCACGUAUUUGCGCUUUUAUAAGAAGAGUCUUUUAACCACGAAAGGAGAAAAAAAAAAAAAACGUGCAAACAGCCACAGCGAUAAUUGUAACGAAUGUUCUGUGACGCAGAAUGUAAUUUCUCCCUGUGGGGAAUACGAAAGUGCCUACCAUUUGGAAGAAGAAAAGGAGAAAAAUAAUGUUUUUUCCACCCUUAAGAGCGCUCAGGAGAGCGUUCAAAUAACAGAAAAAGGGAAAGACAAACAGAGCGGUGCUGCCCGUCAGACAAAUCGUAACGUAGGAAGUCAAAAUAGACACACAAAACCCCCCCAGGGGAAUAUUUCAAAUGAGAUAUAUAUUGAUAAAAAAAAUUACAAAGCGGAAAUAAAUUCCAUUAAAGGGAAGGAACAUGCCCAAAAUGGCUUCACUCCAAACGGGAUGGCAAAUAUUGCACAGACUUCACCGAAUGGUGAGCAACCCCAAGGCAGUCCCAUAAAACAUGAUCGCCCAACUCCUCCUAGGAGUAAUAAGGAGCACACUCAUUUGAGGCGAAAACAGAGUAUGGGCACAAACGCCAACAACUCCACUCAUGUCUUCACCUCAAAUAAUGGAAUGGGUGGAGACACCUUCCAGGGACAUGAUCCACUCCCUGACGGCGCCCCUCAAAAUGGAAACAUAAUUGAUAACGCUAUUUUGGAGGACCCAAGCAGCGACAUGAGUUCAUCCCAAAUGAAUCAAUCAGUGCAUGAAAUAGAGUUGAACCUUUUGGAGGACGGGCAUGUCUCUCUACUUUUGUUUGGAGAAAAUGGAAACCACCUCCUUCAAUUUAGUAUCGAAUUGGAGGUACUGGAACAGAACUGCAAACUGUUUAAAGGCUUAAGAGAGAGUGAAAGGGUAAUCAGCAAUUCGGGCGCAAAUAUGGGUCCGGAUGUCGGCAAAAAUGCCCCAAGAAGUUUCCCCCCAAGUGACGGUCAAAAUUGCUGUGAUCUCGCCAGUAGCCCCCCCAAAGCAACCACUCACUUUAUCCAAAAGGAAGAUAUCAUACAAGGUUACUGCAGCCGCUUGACACUGAGCGAGCAGAUGGAACACAUUCACCGCAUCAUCAGCAACUGUCUGAGCGUGGAAAAUUUCACAGUCCUAUUUACACUCCUAAAAAUGAAAAAAAACAUGAACAUUGUGCUACUCCAAAUUAACAAAAUAACAGACGAAAUAAAAAAGCUUCUCAUAAUGAUAGAAAACAAAUUACAAGAAAUAGAGAACCUUACACCCCAAUUGGAAUUUUUAAAGAGUGUAAAAAAAAUGGCAAAAGUUACAGUCAUACAAAACUGCAUGAAUUUCUUCCUACGCAUAACUAGCAUAUACAGCAACAUUUGCACCUUGAUAAAAACACAAAAUGCCAUUUUUUCACAUUUCAAAUUUAACAACGAAAUAAUCAGCAGUUAUUUAUUCUUUGUAAAAAAAUUCUCCACCUAUAUAUCCAACAGUGUAGUCGAAAUACAAAAUUUCUAUGUCCAAAUAAAAAACAUGCAAAAUGAGCAAGCAGAACAAAAUUGCCUGAACAGGCAAGAAAAAUCUACACUCAAAAAAAUCCACAACAAAUUAGAAAAUCACUUAAAUAUUCACUACAGGAAAAUAUUUAUCUUUAAACAAAUAUUAAACAUAUAUUUAAUCGAAUUGAACAAUUUUAAAAAGUACCACAAGGAUUACAUGAUUAGCAAAAUUAACAUUUUAAUUAAUUCCAAAUGUCCAUAUGAUCUGCUCCUCUUUUCCAUCCUCGUGAAAUCCAAAACUCUCUGUGAAAUAAGUGUGAGGAAAAUAUGCCACAAUUUCGACAUUACUAAUUUUCAGACAAACAAAAAGAUAUAUGCAGUCUUUUUGAACAAAAAAAUUAAAAAUAACAUCUUGAAGAAGAUUAAAACAACCGUUGGGGAAAAUGCUUACGUUACGUUAAAAAGUAUUUUUUUCUACAAUGAGCUAAAUGGCCUCAUGAAAAAUGCUUUACGUAAUGGUGGCUUCAAAGCAGAACGUCAUCUCAACGAGCAGCGUGAAGAAACAAGGGAGGGGAACUCCUCGGACCAAUGUUCCAUGGAGUCUCCCCAAGGGAAGGAAAAACGACCCCCUAAUUUAAUGGACAAUCGUGAUACCUGGAAUAAUCCUUGUAGUGGAAAAACUGCAACGGCUGCAAAGGGGAAAAUACAAAAAGCGGGAGAAGGAGAAAGCCCGAAAGGGGCGUGCAAGAAACAUGACGGAGGUGUAGGUCCAACGGGAACGAACCAACCAAACGUGAACAACUACGAACUGGUGGAAGAAUCUAAUGAGAGCGUCCCGUCCAAUGUUACAACGAACACCCUGUCCACCUGCUCUUCCCUAAACGACUGUGAAGAUUCCAAGUAUUUACAAAACAUUCACAAAAUUUUAAAAACCAAAAAUGCGCUAACUUUAGUAAAAAAUAUUAGACGAUCCCUCGAUAUACGUAAUCUCUCCACAUCAAACAACUGCUCGGGCAAGAAAAAAAAGGAGACAUACAAAAGCAAAUGCAGUGAGGGAAAAAAGUCGAAAAUUUCCUUCCCCUCCAUUGUUCAGUCGCAUUUAAGCAAAUCUCUUUCCAAAAAUGAAGAAAAUUGCAUCAAAUUAAAUUGCCCCAGGAAAAAAAAAAUCAUAGCAAAGGAAAUUGACCAACGGAGGAAAGUCUUCAAAACGUACGAAAGAGGAAGGAAAGCAACAGAAGAAAAGGGUCGCUCAACAAAAAAUACCUCCAUCCAAAAUGCUGCCUGGAUAACCCAUCCAAGUAGAAAAGGCGUGCCACCCCCAAGUAACACACGCCCAUGCUGUAAAUACAAGUCUUCGCUUAUGGACCAACCAAAUCCCCCUGAACAGUCAUGCAAAACAGAACAAAACACACUAUACAACAAAAGGGAAAAGAAGAAAAAAAAAAUCCUUGAGAACAUUGAAAAAAUAAAAGAAAUAGAAAAAAAUUACAAACAACUACAAGAAAUUCAAAGACAGGAAAAAUUCAAAAAAAAACUCAACGAAUGGAAACUGAAAAAAAUUACAAAAAGGAACAACAUAAACCUGCUAAAAAUUAGGGGACUGAAAAAUAUAAAAAAAAAUUUGUUCAUCUCCUUUGUUAAGAAGGACAUUAACGGGAUAGGCACGGUGAUCAGGUGUAAGAUCAACGGCGGCAGGGCCAUCAGUGCGGAUAUGAACCCGAACGUUUGCACUGAUGCAUACCCCAGGGACGUUCCUAGCAACCAUACGGGAUGCAGAAAUAUAGGAGGAAGCCAUAUGGAAAGCAGUUCGUCACAUCCUAUUUCCGAGUCCAGGAAAAAAAACGUAAAGGACAUUCUGGAUAAUUUCAAAAAUUCCAUCCCCGCAUGUAGGAAUAUAGGGAAAACGAACCUCCCUUGUGGAGACUUGAAUGGGGAGGAGGGCGCUCUUAUUACACAUAAAAAAUUGCCCUUAUAUGACCACUUAACCAAAUUUGAUGAUUGCACGUUGGACAAAAAUCACCUGAACGGUUCAGGGAAAAACAGACAUAAUGGAAUUUUAAAUUAUGAAGUAGUCGAAAAGGAUGUCGUAAAAACAGUUAACACAUCAGAAGGAGUGGCAAACCCAAUGGAUAAUAAAAUUAUUAUAAACGAUAAAACAAGGAAAAAUUUUAAAAAGCGGAACACAAAUUGUGAAGAUGAAACUGCCCACCAUAAUAAGAAGAACAAAGAGUAUAUUCUUCACCAAACGGAGGAACAUUUCACGGAUUCCUUUUUUAAUAAAAAAUUAGAUGAGCCAUCCCCAUCGGAGACGCAUUUUUUUACCGCAAUAGAGGACGAAAAUGAAGACACAGAUAUUAUCCUUUCCCCUAGGCAGAGCAAAAACGAACCAAAAAAAAGCACCCUGGAGGUGUCAAAUAAAAACAUAAAGUACAAGCUAUCAGACUACAUGCAAAAAUGGAACAAAACGGACAGUACCCCGUCUGUGUGCAUCAAGAAAGGGGAAGUUUCCCCCACUGGGAUGAAAGCAGUACCACGAAAGGAAGUCACAAGAGGGAGUCACAAUGUGGAUUAUACAGAUGAGCGAAGUGAAGUCUCAACGGAAGGAAAUUGCUUCCCAAUACAGGAAGAUGAGGAUCCACAUGUGACCCAUAUGCCUAACGAGACAUCAAACGAAUGGCUCAACAGAAGAAAAAAAAAAACAUUUCUUCAUAUUGGAAGUGGAAAAAAUAAUGACCCAUUUAGACACGCUACACUUUUCCCCAUCCAAGUGAACCACAAAAUGAAUUCCAAAAUGGUUAGUUGUGGAAGGAUAAAACCAAAUUACGGCUUUUACAUAGGGGGCAUUUACAAAACGAAGGAGUCGAUAGAAAGAAGACGGAGAAUCGAUAACUAUGCAAAGGCUCUGAGAACAUUAGGCCAUUUAAAAAAUAUUGAAAUGUCGGUAAAAAAUAUUAAAAAUGUACCAAGUAAAGUUAAAAGGAAAAAUAUUAUUGACUUCCUCAGGCGGAGACAACGUGAAGGAAUGGCAUCGAACCAUUUGAUUUACAAGGAUGAGUACGUUUUUUUAAAAAAAAAAUUAUCCUCGAAAUUUUAA